AUUUUUCUAAAUGGCAGCGUUUUAGAGGUAUCGGAUUUUGAUAUAUCGCUGGGUGGUUGUGAUCUGGUUUUAAAAGUAAUAACAUAUGGGAUCUUCUGAAGCCAGCACACGUCGUCGAGUAAAGCUGUACAUGUUGAAUGAUGAACGACAAUGGGAUGAUAAGGGCACUGGUCACGUGUCAGCAUUGUAUACUGAGCAGGAGAACAUGGCCCUAGUAGUAAUUUCAGAGACAGAUGGGUCUUAUCUUCUUGAGUCAAAAAUACAGCCAGAUACAGCGUAUCAAAAGCAGCAAGAAACACUAAUUGUCUGGUCAGAAGGUGAAAAUAUGGAUUUAGCUCUAUCUUUCCAAGAAAAAGUUGGUUGUGAUGAUGUAUGGGAAAAAAUUUGUGCUGUACAAGGAAAGGAUCCAUCGGUAGAGAUUACCCAAGAGGUUGUUGACGAGUCAGAUGAUGUUGAUGACACAGAUGGGUAUACACCGACAAUGAUGCAAAGUAUUCAACCUCUUAGUCUUCCACCUUGUGAACUGAGCCGUCUUGAAGAAGUUGUUGACCUAGUUAGUCAAGCUGUCGCAUCACCUCCGAAACGCGAGCGAUUGGUGGCCUUUUUAGAGUCAACUAAUUAUCUCCAUCAGUUAGUCGAUGUCUUUCACAAAGCAGAAGAUCUGGAAGAUAUGGAAUCGUUGCAUCAUCUUUACGAAAUAAUGCGACAACUUAUAUUGGUAAACAAACAUAGCCUUUAUGAAAGUUUAUUCGCUGAUGAUAUGCUGUUGGAUGUGAUUGGUAUUUUGGAAUACAAUCCUUCUGGGCGCACUAAACAUCGUGAUUUUCUCAGAAAUAAGGCUACUUUCAAAGAAGUUUUGCCUUUGCAUAAUACAGAUUUAGUGACAAAAAUACAUCAAACAUAUCGCGUUCAGUACAUACAAGAUUGCUGUCUCCCACCUCCUUGUUUAUUCGACGAACACACUCUUUCCCAACUUAAAGCAUUUGUUUCUAUAAACAAGAUGGAGAUUAUUCGGGCUCUUCAAGAAGAUGAAGAGUUUAUGUGUCGACUUUUUACACGUUUGAAAGCGGCGGAUACAGAUCUAACUCAUCGCAGAGACCUAUCGCUCUUUGUAAAGGAAUUUUGUAAUAUUUCUAUCCAAACAGAUCAGAAAGAAAGUUUUCUAAGUUGUUUACUUCAACAUGGAGCACUAAGAACAGCUGAAGUACUCCUCGCAAUUGAUGAUAGAGAUAUAAAGUCAGCGGCUCUUGAAAUUCUCCAGGCAUUUAUUGAGCACCAGCCUUCUGUUGUGCGUGAAUAUGUCUUCAGAGAAACUGCUCCGUUCCGAAAAGACGAUGAAUUACUCAUUAAUCUUAUGAUAAGUCAAUUACUCACUGAUCCAGAUCCAGAACUUAGUGAUGCUUUCCUUUUGGGUUACAUGUUGCGCAUUCUUAUCGAUCCAGACAAUAUGAACAAUUCCGGUGUCCGUAGCGAAAAAACAGAUUUUCUCAGUUUUUUCUAUAAACGAUGCAUCAAUACACUUGUUCGUCCAUUAUUUGAUAAUACGUCAAAAGAUACACUGGAGAAGGAUGAUUAUCACACUGCAUUAGUUUUGAACCAUAUAAUUGAAUUGCUCACGUUUUGUAUUGAAACACAUACAUACCACAUGAAGAAUUACUGCUUUAAUCGUGAUCUUCUAAAACGUGUUCUCGUUUUAUUGCUAUCAUCUCAUAAAUUCCUUGUGCUAGCUGCUUUACGUCUUCUAAGACGUGUUGUUCAUAUGAAAGAAGAAUUUUAUAAUCGUUAUUUGAUCAAAAACAAUCUUUUUAAACCAGUUUUGAAGCUCUUCGUUUCCAACGGAUAUCGUUACAACCUUUUGGACUCAGCUAUUAUCGAACUUUUUGACUAUAUUCGCUCUGAAGAAAUAACUUCAUUAAUUACCCAUAUAAUAGAAAAUUAUUGGGAUAUUUUGAAAAAUAUAAAUUACGUACAAACGUUUACCGAUCUAAAACGAACAUACGAUCACAAUCAUCGUUCAGUUAGGACUGUUGUUGGAACUGUGACCCAGCAAGCGACAUUAGAUGUGCUUUCUUUGACUUCUACGCGUUUCCAACGUGAUGCACGUGCACUAGAAAUGGAAGAAGAACAAUGGUUUGAUCAGGAUGAAGAUGAGGAAGAGGAAGAAGAUGGAGAUAACCUAUUCCCACAACACUCGCCAACAUUGCUCAAUAGAACGACAAAUGCUUCUGCUAGUGCAAGUGAACCUACUGUUGGAAGUGGUUUGUCAAAUCUCCCUUCAUAUGGGCUACAUUCUGUAAUUACUACUUCGUCAGAUCUAUUGGGUAUUGUUACGUCUUCAGAUACGCAAUCUAGUUUGGUUUCUUUAUCAUCCUCGGUCGCACCAAGCAAUUCUAGUCUUGAUUCAUGUGCUAGUGUUCUGCCUCACCCACCCAGUUUUUCACCGAAAUCUGUGAUGGAUAAUUUAACUGACAAUUUAUGCAUACCUUCACGUUCAGGAUCUCUGUGCGAUAGACUUCGUGUACGUCCUCACACUGUUCUUUUGAAUGAUGAUAAUGAGUCUUCUGCAGCACGUCUUAAUUUUGGUCGUCAAACUCCUAUAGCAAUUCAUAUUAAAUCAUUGUGUAGAGAGAAAAUAGAAACAAUGAGUGAUGGAUUUGAAAUAAGUGGUCGAUUAAGUCCAUCUUUAUUAGCGUCAGAUACCAAUUUAUCAAGCGCCAGAAAUCCUAACCAUAUUGAUGAUAAUGAACAUAAAGAAAAUGUAACCGGUUCAAAUUCAAGUGAUGCACAAAACUCAUCAGUAUCAAGUUCCAUUAUGUCUGAUAUUUCCCAUAAAAUAAAGCGAAAUCAUAUCGAUCCUCCUGUUGAAAAUGAGGACUGCAAUUUAGUUCAGGUAAAACGUUUGAAAAAAUCUAGACAGUCAAGUAACAAGUCGUCAUCCCAAGAUUUUCACCUACACAAAGAAACAGUGAUCUUGGAAAACAGCUACUCUGACAAACUUCCUCAUGAGACAAAUAAUACAAAAUCAUUUGAGGUUAUAGAAGCUGAUCCAUUGUCUCCUAUUGGUUUGGUGGAUUAUUCAGAUGAAGAAAGUGAGGAAGAGGAACAAAUAAAAGACAAAAAUGACCAUAUUCAAUUUGAAGAAAAUCAAACAUCAAAUGAUGACGUUGAUGAGUCUCAUCACAACAUAUCGGAUGUUUCAUCCAGUCAAGUGGUGACAGAUGUAGUCUAAAAUUGUACAAAGUUAUUAAGCAUCCAUUCCUUACUUUUUACAAAACUGAUGAGACGUCGAAAUGAACCAUUUCUGUGCCUUUGUCUUACAACCUAAGGGAAUAUUUUUUUAACAAAAGUGAUUUCACCAAUUUUGUUAAAAUUAUCAACCAUCCAGGUUGAGAUGCUUAAGACAUUGGCUAUGCCAGUGGUUCUUCGUCAUUUCUCUUUUAAUUUCCAUCUUCAGUAAAUGCGCCAAAAUUCUAAUUUUUCCUGUCUAUUACCCAGCGCGCAUUUUGUACAUAGAAACAUUGUAUUGAUUGACUGGGGGAUCUAAAAAUAAUUUUAUGUAGAGAAAUGUUUGUAUAACCAAUAGGCAUUUGCCUUUUGUAAAUGCGCUUUGUUUAAUAAUGUUCAUUGUAGACACCUCAAAUUGUUUCAGAUUUUUUUUCAAUCCGUCAGUCGAAAUGAAUACAACAUAAUACAUUUCUUAAUACUUAAAUGAUAUGUAUAACGUCAGUCUGUGUUGAUAUGAUGAAUGGUCGCUCGUUUGUUUACGCAUACGUCUUUCUGGUUCCGGAUAAUUUUUCAUGCGCCCGUUAUUUCGUAUUCGGUAAACAGUUGAUUUAUUCA
This is a messenger RNA of Schistosoma margrebowiei, 3840 nucleotides long. The record is from the annotation of a GenBank genome assembly. Lineage: Eukaryota; Metazoa; Platyhelminthes; Trematoda; Strigeidida; Schistosomatidae.